This is a messenger RNA of Juglans regia (Persian walnut), 1384 nucleotides long. RefSeq names its product glucuronoxylan 4-O-methyltransferase 3-like. The record is from RefSeq and is a predicted model, not a curated record. Lineage: Eukaryota; Viridiplantae; Streptophyta; Magnoliopsida; Fagales; Juglandaceae. Gene Ontology annotation, biological process: xylan biosynthetic process. Bases 305 to 1189 code for a protein of 294 amino acids. The transcript has a single exon. Gene Ontology annotation, molecular function: glucuronoxylan 4-O-methyltransferase activity.
ACUGGUUGGAUCUCUGGCCUUGAACGUAACGAUUUUCCUUGUGUCUUUCUAUGUAGCUCGUGUGUAACGUUUGUAUUGGACCGUGUAGUCCAAAUCACCUUUACGCGAAACCGAAGUUAGAUGCCAAUAUUUUCACAUACCUGUUCUCCAUUUUCUUUCCAACCAAACCAGAAACAAACAAACAAUUCACAGUCUUCUCUCCCUCAAGCUCACCUUUUUCAACUUCAAUUCAGACCAAAAUCGAAGAACCCAUUAUACUCUCACUCUCUCUUCCCCAGAACGAAAUUUGAGACAAUCAAGAACCAUGAAGUCAAAAAUUCAACUUUCCCUCAACCUCAAGCUCAUCCUCCUUUGCUUUUUCUUUCUCGUCCUCCUCCUUUUGAUAGUAAGAUCGAGCAUUUCACCUUCCCAGUCACCCAUCCCAGAAAUCCACCUCUUAAAUUCAACAAACCCCACCCAAGGGCCAGAAUCAGCAACAUCUUCAGCAUGCUCAUCCCUCCUCACACCAACUUGCACCAAAACCCCACCUUCCCUAGCCAACGCUCUCAUCCACUAUGCAACGACCAACAUCACCCCACAACAAACCUUGAAGGAAAUCUCAGUGUCAGCAAGAGUCCUAGCAAAGAAAUCCCCAUGCAACUUCUUGGUCUUUGGCCUUGGCCACGACAGCCUCAUGUGGACAGCACUCAACCACGGUGGUCGCACGGUUUUCCUGGAAGAAGACAAGGCCUGGAUCGGGCAAAUCCAACAACGUUUACCCACAUUAGAGUCAUAUCACGUUGUAUACGACACCAAGGUCCACCAGGCUGACGAGCUUAUGAGAAUUGGAAUGGAAGAAGAAUGCAAAGAUGUGAGUGAUCCCAGAUUCUCCAAGUGCCAACUUGCCCUCAAGGGCUUUCCAAAUGAGGUGUACGACAUAGAGUGGGACUUGAUAAUGGUUGAUGCGCCUACUGGGUAUCAUGAUGAUGCACCGGGGAGGAUGAGUGCCAUUUACACUGCUGGGUUGAUGGCUAGGAAUAGAGAGGAGGGGGAAACGGAUGUGUUUGUUCAUGAUGUAGAUAGAGUUGUGGAGGAAAAGUUCUCAAGAACUUUUCUUUGUGAAGGGUACUUGAGGGAACAAGAAGGGAGGAUAAGGCAUUUCACUAUUCCAAGUCAUAGGGCUCGUCUGGGCAGACCCUUUUGCCCAUAGAGGUUUCAAUACUCUUCCUCAUUUCCCCACCUUUUUUGGUUUCUUUUCAUUGCCUGUGUUUUUUCAUAUAGUUCUUGUUUGCAGCUCAUAGAUAUAUUAAUUACUUAGAGGGAAUUGGAGCUGCGAUUUUCGCUUCUCAUAUAUUCUCUGUGAAUGUUGCUAAUUGUCUCCACCGAAUGAAGAUCGAUUCAUACA